This is a messenger RNA of Laetiporus sulphureus 93-53, 1662 nucleotides long. RefSeq lists its product as uncharacterized. The record is from RefSeq and is a predicted model, not a curated record. The transcript is spliced from 12 exons. Lineage: Eukaryota; Fungi; Basidiomycota; Agaricomycetes; Polyporales; Laetiporaceae. The coding region runs from base 1 to 1662 and encodes 553 amino acids.
AUGACAAGCAAGGGUCGCGUUCACAACCCAUUUCUUGAUUUGGAAGCAGACGUUGAUGAUGGGGAAGAGAUGAGUGAAGACGACGAGGCUCAAGAACCUGAAGACGAUGAGGCUCAAGAGGCUGAAGACGAUGUGGCUCAAGACGACGAGGCUGAAGAUGACGAGGUUGAAGUAGGCGAGGCAGCAGGGGACGAUAUCGCAAUGCAUCUCUUAUAUUCAGCGAUGGCUCGUGAGGACGAUGAGGAUGAUGAUGAUGUGGUGGAAUUGACACAUCAAUAUCAGGAAAGGGCUCAUAGGGGUAGGGAGAGUGCAAGUCGUGAUCAUGCUGUGGAGGCCGAAGAACGUCCUCCUUUGCCCAAUGAGCACUGCCCUGGGAUCUGGAUGCUUCGUACCAAGUCGUUGGCAGAUCAAGACGAAAAUCAGAAUGCCGUCGAUGAGCCACGGAGUCAUUCCGUGUACUCCAUCUUUGUCUCAGAGAAUCAGUCCUGCAUCGAUGAGGCCGAUAGGAUCUACGUCGAAGCUAAGAGCAUGCAUGACAUCUUGAAGAUUUCUUCUGUGGUAUCCCAUCUGAUCCUCAGUAUGCCAGCAAUUGAUCUCGUGUACGUCGAGGAAGUGAAGGAAGAAUGCAUCAUUGUAUGGCAUAUUCAAAGCGUCGUGCAAAGCAUCCUGCACCGAGUCUACGGUCCUCAUACUGUCCAGGAGCAGAUGCCUGAUCAAGAUAAUGGAAUGAAGAUGUACAUGUUCAAGAAGAAAUUAUUCAAAGACGGACUUCUCUGUGUGUCAUGCGAGGUGGAACAGCUGAGGUUACUUGACGGUACACCUAAUUGGGUUUACUUUGCCAGCCUUGCAAUCGAUGAUCACGUUCGUGUCACUGAGGGGGAGCUGCAAGGCAUCAAAGGAAUCAUACAGAGCAUCAUAGGCGAGUCCGUUGAAGUAGCGUACGGUCCCAGUCAAUCCCAGGUUGCGGUGCAGGAUACCAAAGUGAGAAUGUCCAGUUGGGUGCUCCAAUACGAUUGGUUGCUGCAAUACUCAGUCAAAGCCCACAGAAAGAAUCGUGCAACAUAUCAGCAUUUUGUAUUGAAGCGCGCAAUGAUCAGCUGGGGACAAUACAAAGCACACAAAGGGUUCAUCAAAGAUGAAUACAACGGCGUGUAUCAAAUGGAGCUGGAUGCUCCGAGGGGUGUUGUAGUGUGGCUGAAGCCCAGCGAGUUCAGAUAUUUGAGCGAUCAACAAGAUACUCUGCCAUUGGGUUAUGCAACAUCUAGCAUUCCGUCAUCAUCUGGCAUUCCGUUAGCUAGUCAGGACAUUUCUGCUACACCGCCUUGGGUAUCAGACACUUCAGAUGAUCAAUCUAAUGAACCUCUGGCUGCUGCAUGGGACCCAUCAUCAAGGGACCCAUCGUCAACUGGGGACAAUCCAACAGACCAAUAUGCUGCGCUCACUUUACAUCCACAGGACAACACAUUGUUUCUUUUUCACCCGUGGGUGCAGAAAAUGUUGCCAAUUUUGAAGCGACUUACGCUCACGAUCUGCAACACGAAAGGCACAUCUCCUGAAGCCCAAUGGGAGCAAGGACAAUAUGAGGACAAAGGGGUCACUGUCUGUCUCAAAGAGCUGAUUGAGAGCAAUACCGAUCACAUACGUGUCAAAGCCUAUGGGUGA